GGGGGGCAGGGUUGGGAGCCCCGAACAGUGUGCUGUGUGCCGUGGACAGGGCCAUAAGUGGGCAUCCGGCAGCUGAGGGCUGCUCGGGGCUAAGGCCGUGGACAAGGGCGGCACUGUUAGCCGACCUCCACCAUCUUCAUUAUCCUCCCGGUUCCUUCCGCACCUGCCUGGCGCACGAGCAAUGCCAUGCACUUCUCCUGAUGCCUUGAAUGCCGCACCGCAUGCGCUCAAUGACAAAUUAUCCACAGUACAGUGUCUUGCGCUUCUCGAGUCAUCCAACACAUGCGGGCAGAGGACGGCGCGGCACGAGAGGUGUUCCUGAGGGGCGGCAGCGAGGGACUUAGCGCCGUCAGGGAGGGAGGGAGGAGGCCCGGGAGUCGAAUGGGUCCACAACAAAGUGCUGCUAAUUCAUAAAGAGAGUGUUAUGGUGCUGAGACUGCGCCCGGAGUAGCACUUCUCUGGCCUUCCAACGACUCGAGAGCUUGCACUGCCAUGAUCAGAGUACAGCUCUAAACGGUUUGUGAAUCAGUGCCUGCAGACUGCCUCCCGGCCCGGACAAAGGACAGGUGCAGGGCUGGAGCGGCCUGCGCGACGUUUUCAUGUCGCUGUGACUCUCAACAGUACAAGACGCUCAGGAGGCAUGGCGGUCGACACCUCCGGAUGCACGAGAACACUAUCAGUGGCAGUGGUGGUGGUGGCGGUCAUGUCAGUCACCUGUGUCGGCGCCACAUCUGUCCUGAUGCACCCCAAGUCCCACUCGGAGGAGCCAGCCCUGCACAGCGGCCUCCAUAAUAUCUCGUACGCGUCCCCCUCCUUCGCCGCGUACCAGGAUGAUGAAUAUACGGGCAGCGGCGGCUUCUUCCUCGACGAGUUUGAGGCGGUAACAAGGUCGGACACGCUGGAGUGCCCGAGUGCCAACGUGAUCACGACGCGCUACAAGUGCCAGGUGAGGGACAAGUGGGUGGACUGCUAUAGGAGGCACUGCUGCCAAGGCUACAACUUCGUGGCGGGAAGAUGCCUCCCUGACAGCGUGGACCCGUGCUCACAGAACUUCUGCGAGCAAAAAUGUUCCGUGUACUUCGGACGCGUGAUUUGCACCUGCUUCUCCGGGUACAGAUUCAGCCCGGAGAACCACAAACGAGGCAUUCAACCCGUGUGUCUCGACAUAGACGAGUGUGCGAGUCGAACUGGGAUCUGCGAGCACGAGUGUAACAACGAGCCGGGGUCCUUCAGGUGUUCUUGUCGCGCAGGUUACCGCCUGCGCGGUGACAACACCUCCUGUGAGCUGGAGAGUGAGGGCGGUGCCGUGCCUUCACCUGGGCACUGGGAUGACCCUCUGUCUCCUCAAUCCAUCCACCUGCCCGACGCCGCCCAAGCCCACGCCCGUGACCAAGAUGGCCACUGUUCUGCUUCCUGUUCGUCUAUGGGACAAAUGGCAGAGAAGAUACGAAGCCUUGAGGAGAAGAUUGUCGCCCUAAGCACCGCAGUGAGACUAUACAGCUUUGCCGCGGGUCUACCGGGUCCCGAAGGUCCUCCGGGGCCGCCAGGAGCCACAGGACCUCGAGGCUUUCCAGGUCCAGAAGGGUCCCCUGGCCCGCCAGGGGAAAGAGGGCCGCAAGGACCGCAGUGGACGGCGCCUCCGACGACGACGGCUCCGCCGCUGCCGGCCGACGAACCGCUCACGGACGAAGACUUCCCAUUCGACUCCUGGACGGUCAUCCACGGCCAGGGCCGCCGCAAGUUCUGCAGGUGCCGCCGGGGAGCUGUGGGACCACCAGGAGCCCACGGUAAGCCCGGGACGAGGGGGCUGCCAGGCCUCCCAGGGGUGCCAGGGGAAAAAGGAGAUCCAGGAUCCUUUGACUUCCUCAACCUUAUGAUCGCCGACGUCAGACAUGACAUCCAGAAACUGCAGGAGAAGGUCUUCAGUCCUGGUGAAAUGCCUGAGCCCUAUGACCUGGCUGCAGCGGUGGCACGUGGCGAGGCGUCACAGGCUGCGUGGGAAAGACAACACAAGUCGCAGUUUCAAGAAAUACUGGCAGAGGAGCAUGACAAUAGGAUAUAUGGCGCAGCUAGUCGCUUUCAGCCGCAGCAUUUUCUGUUAGACAACAUGGAAAGAGAAAGUCAACCCCAGGAGGCCUUGAGCAAUGCUGAGGUGAUGAGUGAGGCGUCUGGUAGAUCUCCAUCGAACCCUGGACCCCUGCCACCUCCAGCAUCACUGCAGGGGUCUUUAUCAGAACGUGUGUUGUCGGAAGGUCCGGAAAAAGACAACACAGCCGAGAUUCCUGACAGGUACUUCGACACACUCCACACGCAUGACGACUCUCUGCUGGAAGAAUACAUAUCACACUACGAUUACGGGCAAAUACCGGAAGCAAAUUACAUUGACACACCCAUUCCAUCGUCACAAAUUUUAGACUUUUCACCGUCUCAGACCAUCAACUCGGCUGGGCCUUCGGUUGCUGCAGCUCACCAUCUCCAAGAUCUUUCCCACCCGCCGCAUAAUGAUCUAAGAGGCUCGCCCGGUAGAAGGUCAUUGUCUGACGGCCAUGGGUCAUCUAAUAUAGAAAGAGAGAGGAAAAUUUAUAAUCAGUCCGAUUAUAAGUCUAUAGAUUUAUUUUCCUCACAAGGCUCUGAAGAUGCGACUGAGUCCAGAGGGAUACAGCCCACAACGGUGCUCAGGGUUGGUGGCUCUACUAACCCUUCCAACAUAGACCCCAGCCCUGCGAGAUCACUUGGCGACAACGAGAGAGUUGAUCAGACCUAUGAAAGGAGGCGAGUAACACCUCAACGUCAACAUCUGGAGGGAGACAAACUGCACCUUCCCGAGGAGCGACAAGGAUAUGCAAAUGCGGCUGGUGGGUAUCCAAUGGCAGGUGGUGGUUUAAGGUACUAUUCAAACCAAGGUGACAAAGAGGAAACAUCGGCGUGGGAAGACAGACAUAUUAGGGACGAGACACAGAGGGAUAGCAAUAGACAACAAGUGAGCUCUCGGGAGAGCAGUGUGACAAGCGAGACCCCUUCAUGGAUCGUCUCAGGGGAGAGUGCAGAGGGGAAAGAUGUGUCGGAAAUCAACAAAUCUCGCCGAAGAGAGACCGAGAAACUCAUAGAUAUACUGGAUGACCUCCUUCGGGAGGUGAACAUCACAGAACAACUCUCCCGGUCCCCCAGAAACCCCGAUGGCCCUCCAUCCCACAGUGGUGGCUCUCAACAACCAGAAAGUCUCCCAUUACACCUUAUUAGCGGCUCUCCUUCCAGAGACAGUACCGGAGAGGCUUUUGAGGCAAUAGUCUCGACAAACACCAGGAUCAGACGUUCUCAAGGACUCGAGAAGACCUACGAUCACUCGGGGAAGCCAACAGCCAACACCACCACACCCAAUGCCCCGGAAACAUCCAAGUUGGUUGAAAGAGAGGAAAGAGAAAAAGUAAGAGAGGAGUGAUCUCCUUGCCAGUAGCUGCAGUAAUUAAGAGUCGCCAGGGCUCAAAAAGUCCUUUUUCACACUACCUUUGCUUCUAGGAAAUACCAGUAACCGACCGUGUCUGGGUGUCUGUCCUCUCAUUGACGUCAUAGGAUUUAAUAGUAUUGUUACGGUUUUGAUAUAAUUACCAUUAUUAUAAAUGUCAUUUAAAAUUAUUAUUAAUUAUGACUAUCAUAAUGGACUUAAGACUUGUCACUCCAAUAUCUGCCACUAUUACCACCUGACAACUAUUCUCAUUAUAAUUAGUUAUUACUUGUUUUGAACAUUAUAUAUAUAACGACUGCUUCAUCACCUCUAAGUAAUAGUGCUUUUCAAAGUGUAAAUGGGAUCUUCGGGAACAACGUUAAAACCUAGAUUUGUGUAAAAAAAAAACUUCACCUGGCGGUGUUCGUCGUGUUCAGCGUCAACGGCUGUGCUUAAAAAAGAUGUUGACUGCUGUAAAUAAAAGUUAUAUAUCAGA
Messenger RNA from Eriocheir sinensis (Chinese mitten crab), 3938 nucleotides. RefSeq lists its product as uncharacterized. Gene Ontology annotation, molecular function: calcium ion binding. The transcript has 10 exons. The record is from RefSeq and is a predicted model, not a curated record. The coding region runs from base 641 to 3439 and encodes 932 amino acids. Lineage: Eukaryota; Metazoa; Arthropoda; Malacostraca; Decapoda; Varunidae.